Messenger RNA from Ochlerotatus camptorhynchus, 945 nucleotides. Its product is annotated as dnaJ homolog subfamily C member 30, mitochondrial-like. Bases 111 to 821 code for a protein of 236 amino acids. The record is from RefSeq and is a predicted model, not a curated record. The transcript has a single exon. NCBI's taxonomy places the organism in Eukaryota, Metazoa, Arthropoda, Insecta, Diptera, Culicidae.
UUCUUCAUCGCAACUUGUUUUGGUUCGUGGAUUUUUAUACAAAAGUUUUUAAAAUAAUGACCACUUCCUAAAAGUGCAGACAUAAAAUAGCAUUGAACAAAUUCAGUAGAAUGAAUAUUUUCAAAUCAUCAAAUGUAAUCAGCACAAUCCUGAACCAAAGCAAGUUGAAUGUCGAAAAUAAAGGAAUAAGUGCAGUAUAUCCAUUGGUUCAUCGAUGUAUAAGUAUAUGCAGCAUCCUUCAGCGGUCUCACUACGACUCUCUCGGACUAACUCCCGCUGCAACCCAGAAUGACAUCAAACAAGCGUACUACAAACUAUCGAAGCUGCACCAUCCGGAUAAGAACAAAGAUAGCGAAAACGCGGCGGAUAAAUUUCGUUCAAUCACCGAAGCCUACGAGGUGCUUGGAAAUUACCGACUCCGUAAGUUGUACGACAAGGGUAUUCUACAUACUGCCGGACGGCAAUAUGCCCACCAUCAAACGGUUGAAAGGGAACCGGAGGAAGACGAUCCGCAGACCCGCUUCUACAAGAAACGGAUGACUCGAACGCACGUUCCGACGCCAUCCGGAAGGACUCCGAUCUACGAUUUCGACGAGUGGUCCCGUACUCACUAUGGGAAAAAUUUUGAACGAAAGAAAGCUGCCGAAACAAAGUUUCGGGAAAAGGCAGAGCGGGAUGACCUCUUCGAUUCACAUGUGCUGCAGGGGUACGUUGUGUACGCGAUGGUAGGAAUAGCACUGCUCUACGGAUUGAUACUAUUGAAUGAAAGUUCGCACGAUUCGCCCAAGGCGAUACAGAAAAAAGCGGACGGUGACGAGUAGGGAAUAUCCUGAUAUAUUGAUAGUUUGAGCCGUUAUUGGUCAAGAAUGUACAUAAAUGAUGCUUCAAAAGCAGUUUCUAUUGUUUAACAGAUAGGCAAAUGAAAUAAAUUUAAUUUAUAACCAA